AAGCGCCCCCCGUAUAGAGAUUUGACAUCUUCAAUCCGCAUUUGUUUAUCCCACGAUUCCCACCAGAGCAUUUCAAAAGUCUCAAUCGCUGAUGAUGGUAGAUUCGUUCAUCGAUGUGCUUAAAAUAAAAAUCCCAUGACGAUGGCUUCGCCGCCCACACCACCGUAUGAUCUUUGCCAAAUGAUUUCCUUAUAAAUUUAUAGUCAACUUCCAGAUUUGAGAGCAGUAGUUGAGUCUGCUGGGACACCCUCUGAGAAGGCCAUUGGGAUCAGCAGAGUUGAACACAACCCCAACAAUCAAGAUCGCUUCCUUCUUUUUUUAUAUUCAAAUGGAUGCUGCGAGGCCCCUCUUGAGCAAUAAGUUAAUCCCUUUCAACUCGCAGGAAGCGCCCAAUCGCACGAACCCAAAAGCAGAUGCAUCAUUUUCCUCUUCCCCCUCCAACUCCGGCUUCUUCUCCUUGUCUCCACAUGCAGCUCCCUAUUCGUGCGCAUGAAGAUAUGCGUAUUAUAUGGGGUUGAGCCUCUUUUAUAAUCACUUGGGCUCGAGCUCGCAUGUGGUGCUGCUUUUGGAGGGAGCAAACAGCUCACUCUUCGGUUGCUUCUUCUUCUUCCUCUUAUUCUCCUCUCUCUCUCUCUGCUCCUUGCCAAAAAACAAAAAAUUACAGACAGACAGGGGAGGGAGAGGGAGAGAGAGAGAGAAGAGCCUUGCGUUAGGAAAGGUUCGAGUUUGUAAAUUAGUUUCUGAAAGUCUUACUUCAGCUUCAGAGGGGGAUCAUGGGUCGGCAAUUGUUCGCACUUGUGGGAAUUCUCCUUUUAGAAGCAAUUCUUGGUCGUGUUGUUGCUGAUUUGGUCGAAGACAAGCAAGCUCUACUGGAUUUUCUUCAAAAUAUUCCUCAUGCACACACUCUCAAUUGGAACAAGGACUCCUCUGUUUGCCAAUCAUGGACUGGAGUGGCAUGUAACGCUGAUUCUUCAAGGGUGAUUUCCCUUCGAUUGCCUGGAAUUGGAUUCCGGGGUCCGAUACCUCCCAACACUUUGAGUCGCCUAUCUGCAAUUCAGAUUCUUUGUCUUAGACUAAACAAUAUCUCAGGUCCUUUCCCUUCUGAUUUUUCGAAUCUCAGAAACCUGACAUCUCUGUAUCUCCAGUUCAACAGCUUCUCAGGUCUGCUGCCACAGGAUUUUUCUCCUUGGAAGAACCUAGCGAUACUUGAUUUAUCGAAUAAUGGAUUCAGUGGGAGUAUCCCGUCUUCUAUGUCCAAUCUGACGCAUCUUUCAGCUUUGAAUCUAGCCAAUAAUUUGCUUUCAGGUGAAAUUCCUGACCUCGACAUUCCUAGUUUGCAAGAGCUAAAUUUAGCCAACAAUCAUCUCACUGGAAUGGUGCCUCGGUCACUUCAAAGGUUUCCAAGUGGGGCAUUUGUGGGAAACAAUCUUUCAUCAGAAAUUGCUCCUCCUUCAAUUUCCCCGGUCGAGCCACCCAAUCCUCAGCCAACAAAAAAAUCCUCUAAACUUAGUGAGUCAGCUUUACUAGGUAUUAUACUCGGUGGUUGCGUGCUCGGUUUCGUAGUAUCUGCUCUUUUAAUCAUUCUUUGCCACUCUAACCCUGAGAAAGACAAGGAGACGUCCUCCAAAAAGUCCCAGAAGAAAGAAGGAUCGUUGAAAAAGAAAGGGGCUGCCUCUGAGAACCAAGAGAAGGAUAACAAGAUUGUGUUUUCCGAGGGUUGUAAUUAUGCAUUUGACCUGGAAGACUUGUUAAGGGCAUCUGCUGAGGUGCUCGGGAAGGGCAUGUUUGGGACAACGUAUAAGGCAGCUUUAGAGGAUGCGACUACCGUGGUAGUCAAGAGAUUGAAGGAUGUUAAUGUGGCUCGAAGGGAGUUCGAGCAGCAGAUGGAGGCGGUCGGGCAAAUGAGGCACGAGAACGUCGCUCCUCUCAGGGGUUAUUACUGUUCAAAGGACGAGAAGCUGCUGAUAUAUGAUCACUACAGUCAAGGGAGCGUGUCCUCUGUAUUACAUGGCAGGGGAGGGGAAAAGAGAAUCAUUUUGGACUGGGACAGCAGAAUGCAGAUUGCAAUCGGCACAGCCAGAGGUCUCGCGUAUAUCCACAUGCAAAACAGCGGGAAAUUUAUCCAUGGAAACUUGAAGGCGUCGAAUGUUUUCUUCAACGAGCAAGGGUUCGGUUGUAUUUCGGACAUCGGUCUAGCAACAAUAAUAAACCCCAUCCCACCUACAUCCACAAGGGCUGCAGGCUACCGAGCUCCCGAAGUAAUAGACACAAGGAAGGCGUUCCAAGCAUCUGAUGUCUAUAGUUUCGGGGUCCUGUUGCUCGAGCUCCUCACGGGGAAAUCACCGCUCCAUUCGACCAGCGGCAAUGAGUCGAUCCACUUGGUUCGGUGGGUGCAAUCUGUGGUUCGGGAGGAGUGGACUGCCGAAGUUUUUGACAUGCAGCUUUUGAGGUAUCCCAACAUAGAGGAAGAGAUGGUGGAGAUGUUGAAGGUGGGUAUGGCCUGUGUGGUCCAGAGGACCGAGCAGAGACCCAAGAUGCCGGAGGUAGUAAAGCUGCUGGAGGACAUACGGCGAGGAAGUUACGCAAACCGGACGUCCUCUGAGAUUAGAUCGGAGGGGUCUGCUUCACCUGCCGUGACGUCCGCGGCAGCUGAAAUGGGACAAUCUUCUAUGCUGCAACAAUCUCAAAUUGUGGUCUCUUCGGCUGUGCAGUCCCAAGCAGAUUCUUCCUCAGCUUCACAAUCUCAAGCAGGAACUCCUGCUGCUGCCCCACAAUGACAUUUAUUAGCUUUUUCCACAGGUUGUCGUCGUAGCUUUUGUUUCCGGUUUUUGUGUCAUUCCAUUACAUGCUUCAUUUGCACAGUAGUUUAUUCUGUGAAAUAGGAUCUGAUCCUCACAAUUGUAUUCAUCUGUUUUAA
Molecule: messenger RNA, 2917 nt
Organism: Syzygium oleosum
Lineage: Eukaryota; Viridiplantae; Streptophyta; Magnoliopsida; Myrtales; Myrtaceae
Product: probable inactive receptor kinase At4g23740
Exons: 3
Coding region: 774-2777 (667 amino acids)
Biological process (GO): protein phosphorylation
Molecular function (GO): protein binding; ATP binding; protein kinase activity
Source: RefSeq, a predicted model, not a curated record